GAAGGACCUCCAUAUUCCAGGUAUGUGUUAGGAAUGCACGACAUGAGGAAAAUCCGAUUCCUCCCAAAGCAGAAAGGGAGCAAAGGUUCAAAAGAUGAGGCUCCGGUGAUGGAAAAGACACAAAGGAAGGUCUCUGUUUCCACCAGUAACAUCCCGAGGCUGAGCGAAGCAGAGAGGAUGAGGCAGUCUUCGUUCGAGAGGGUCGUCUACGACAUGGCGCACAACGAGAAGGUGGUGAACGAGCUGAUGCUGGGGAGGAGGGUGGGAUUCUACGAGCUGAGAGGAGAGAUCGGGCAGGGCAACUUCUCCACCGUCAGGCUGGGCAUCCACGCCCUGACGAAAGAGAGAGUCGCUGUCAAAAUCAUGGACAAGAUGCGUUUGGAUAAGAAGAGCGGGCCCAUGAUGGUGUCAGAGAUCAGCUGCAUGGAGAAGCUGUGCCACCCCAACAUCGUGCGUCUGUACGAGGUGAUGGAGACCAGCAGGAAGCUGUACCUGGUGAUGGAGUACGGCAGCAGUGGAGACCUCUUCUCCAGAAUCACCACCAGAGGGAAGCUCAACGACCUGGAGAGCAAGAUGGUGUUCGCACAAGUCAUCUCUGCUGUGAAACACAUGCACGACAACAACAUCGUGCACAGAGACCUGAAGCCAGAGAAUGUUUUCUACACCACCAGCCACUGCAUCAAGGUGGGAGACUUCGGCUUCAGCACGGAGAACCGGCCUAACGAACUGCUCACUAACUUCUGCGGCUCCCCUCCGUACGCUGCUCCUGAACUCUUCAAGGACAAAGGGUACGUCGGAUACUACUCGGACGUCUGGGCUUUGGGUAUUCUGUUAUACUUCAUGCUGACGGCCACUCUGCCUUUCUGUGGGGAGAAAAUGGGGCGUUUGAAGCGCAGCAUCCUCCAGGGGGCUUACAACAUCCCUGCGUAUGUUCCAGACCCCUGCCAGCUGGUGAUUAAAGGCAUGCUGCGACCUGUGCCUAUCGACCGCUCCACUCUCUCGCAGAUUUUAAACAGUACGUGGCUAACGGGGAUUGACUACCCUCCCCCUUAUGUGUCGCUGCCCCUCUCCCCGGCUCAUUUCCUCCAGGCGAACCAGACUCUGAGCGUGGAGGAGGCGGAGGUGAAGAGCUCUCUGUCAGAUCUGGGGAUUGUGACGGUGCAUUUACAGAACAAUCAGUGUGUAGACUGCAGGAGUCCUCUGACGGGGACCUACAGGAUCCUGCUCCAUCGGGUCCAGAAGAGGAGGUCCGUGGAGGCCGUGGGGUAUUCAGCGCUCCACCCUGAUGAGUAUGGGACCUCCAAACAGUGGUCCAUAGCUCCUGUGGACAAACACGAUCCCUCCGCUGUCUGUGUUGUACUGUGAAGAGAAAGAGUGGUGCAGAAACGAGUCCUAAACCCCGGAAAAGACUUGUCCCAUGUCUUGAAGUCAAUGUUUUUUCAUACCUGGUUGUGGCUAGAAACCUAAAAUAAGGACUGAGGUUUAUACACACUCAGAUAUUUGUUCUACAACAUAAAAUACCUCAGUAAAUACACAGCUUGUGGAUGUCAAAAGCUUCUAUAUGUCAUAAAACAGCGGUUGCUAACAAGUGACUUUAUAAACUACUAAACCUCAUCAAGCUUAGCGGUGGUGACACGAAGUCAUGUGAGCAGGAUGUAGGUCGUUGAUAGUCCACCUGCUUCCACUCCCACUGCUAUUUAUUUAAUUUUCACUUUAUUAUUUGCCCUUCUUGUUUGCUUGUUUGUUUGUUUGUUAACAGCAUGUAAACCGGCCUUGGGUCCCUUGAAAGGCGCUAUAAAAAUGGCAUCUAUUGUUAUUAUUAUAGCCUAGCGAUUGAGUCUUAAAGUGGUGCUAAUAUAUGGAGAUGAUCCUGCCGAACAAAACGUUUUAAGUAUCAUAAACAUGUGUUGGCCACAAAGCUUAUUUUCUGCGAUACACUGAAAUCCAAUGGGGGAAAUCCUUAUGUCUUUUUCCUAGGGACCCCUCACCGAUGCUAAUUUACGGGACCACCUACAAAAGGACUUCAUCACUACACUACUGUAUAACUGGAUUUAUCACUUACACAUGUGCCCAUUUGUUGGCUAACACUCCUUCCAUCACGUCAGGCUCCUUUUAUCCGUGAGGCUUUGUGUUACAUGUUGAGAAACACUCCAGUUGUGUUGUGCAACGCUCGAAUGAAAUGGAUCCAAAUGGAGGUCCGGGAUCUUCUGUUCUUCUGUGUAAGUCAAUCACGGCUCACGCUCGAGGGCACAUCUUCUUAGUAAUCAGCUAUGGCUUUGUGUCAUGAUUACAUCACCGAUAAAAGCUAAGUGACGCAGGUGUAUCAAUCUCUGUAUGAUUAUCAGCCUCUUCCAAGCCCUCUUCCGUGCAUACAUCUACUGAACUAAUCCGGGGCUGCAGGUAAUCCUGAUGAAAUGGACACUGAGGACAUGCUUAGGUAACAGAAACGAAACCUGAGACUGGAAAAAUGUCCUGAGGUGAAAAUAAUGUAGAGCAAAAUUGGAACCACAUGAGGCAAGGACAAUGGACAACGUGUAAAACUACUCCUCUCAAUGUGUGUUAAAGCUCACCUAUUAUGCUAUAUUUGAACAAUAUAUUA
This is a messenger RNA of Trematomus bernacchii (emerald rockcod), 2599 nucleotides long. Its product is annotated as serine/threonine-protein kinase NIM1. Gene Ontology annotation, cellular component: cytoplasm. Gene Ontology annotation, molecular function: ATP binding; protein serine/threonine kinase activity; tau-protein kinase activity. The record is from RefSeq and is a predicted model, not a curated record. The coding region runs from base 34 to 1365 and encodes 443 amino acids. Gene Ontology annotation, biological process: protein phosphorylation; intracellular signal transduction; microtubule cytoskeleton organization. The transcript has 4 exons. NCBI's taxonomy places the organism in Eukaryota, Metazoa, Chordata, Actinopteri, Perciformes, Nototheniidae.